Molecule: messenger RNA, 2147 nt
Organism: Eutrema salsugineum
Lineage: Eukaryota; Viridiplantae; Streptophyta; Magnoliopsida; Brassicales; Brassicaceae
Exons: 7
Coding region: 168-1994 (608 amino acids)
Molecular function (GO): protein binding
Source: RefSeq, a predicted model, not a curated record
ACUCACUUCAAGAUUUUGGCGACUACAUAAGCCCUAGUAUGUCAAAGUGGCAAAACCGCUAGUAGUGGGUUCAAGUGAUUACCGAAAUUGAAACGACGAGAGGGAAAAUCACUCCCCACUUCUCACGAUCGGGCGCGAAAAAAAGGGAGGAGGAAGACGAGACUCCAAUGGCGAUGAAGAAACCGAAAAUCGAACAAGGGGAAGCAGAAGCAGACGCAGAAGCUAAUACGUUCUCAACUCAAAUCCCAGAAGAUAGAGAAGCUCUAUUAGAGUUCAUGGACCGGCGUGCCAAGUCUAUUAAACGCCUUGAAGACCAGAUUUCAAACUUCGAGAGAAAGCUUGCUGAGGAGAGAAAACUGAUGGCAGAUGCGGAGGCCAUGUUCGUACGAAUUGAUCGUGUUGAAAACGAUACCUUUUCCAUUUCUAAGAAAAAAUCAAAGGUGCCUGGUAAAACUGAUAGUUUACUCGGCAUAGCAGAGUUCUGGACCGAGGGAAAUAAGGUGAAAACUGCCAAUGAAGCCUCUUCUCCACACACACGUAGGGAGAAGGAAUCUGAGACCUCUACGCCACAUCCACCUACUGAGAAGAAAUCCUUGAAAAUGCCAUCCAUUAUUUUACCGCCUUCUUUCAAGCGAAGAGCUUCUGCUUCUGUCAGACCAGAAGUGAGUGAGACCAUCCAAGCUCAACCCAUGGCUACAAGGGAUUAUAACAUCCCAAACGAAGAUAAAAGUGGUCCUGAACCCAAGAGAUCUCGUACUAUUCCUAAUGAAGUGGUAAGGGAAACCCAAGCCCGAGAUAACCAAACUCAACCUCAAGCUCGAGAUAACCAAACUCAACCUCAAGCUCGAGAUAACCACGCUAAGAAGGAUUUCGCACAGCCAAGGAUCAGAGUUUCUUCUAACAUUUCUGGACAAGCACAACAGAAAAAAUCUGAAUUCCAAGGACAUGAUGAGUUGAUAGCGCUUAUAGGUAGAAGCUCUUUGCGUGCCACAAUUGAAAGUCGUACUGUAGCUAUGCUACCAAGUGGCCACACGAAAAGAAUGAGAUGUCUUGCUCUGUCUCCUUCAAACCGUGAGCUAUUUGCUACAAGUGCAUUGGAUUCGGUGGUUCAUUUUUGGAAGCUUCACUCCGAUAGGUUCACAGCUACUCUGUUUAAGACAGUUAAUCGGGUAGAAGUAGAUCAGAAGAGAUGGGCAGAAGACAUGGCUUGGCAUCCACAUAAGAGUGCACUUUUCUCCGUGUAUACUGCAGAUGAUGGUCACCCUCAGAUAUCAGCCUUAUAUCUGAACGAAGCUCGAGAGAGUUGUGAGUCAAAAUUUCUGAAGGACAGGCCACACAGCAAAGGUCUUAUCAACAGAAUCAUGUUUACGCCUUGGGAUGAUCCUUGUUUCAUCACAGGUGGGUGUGACCAUGCAGUAGUGUUAUGGCGUGAACAAUGUGAGAGUGCUAAUACGUGGAAGUCAACGCUUCUGCAUAAGGAUUUGCACUCUUCAGCUGUGAUGGGAGUUGCUGGAAUGCGCCAUAACAAUCUCGUCUUGUCAUGCGGAGACGAUAGGAGAUUUGUUGGGUUUGAUGCCCGAGAAGAAAAAGCCACGUUUAAGCAUAGACUAGACAACAGAUGCACAAGUUUGCUGCCAAACCCGCGUGAUGUUAAUCUUGUCAUGGUUCACACAAGGCAGCUUGACCGGCAACUUCGGCUGUAUGAUGUUAGAUUGCCUCAGACGGAACUAUUUUCAUUUGGGUGGAAGCAAGAAAGCAGUGAAUCGCAGUCUGCUCUAAUAAACCAGUCUUGGUCUCCAGAUGGUUUGCACAUCUCAUCGGGUUCUGCAGAUCCUGUGAUCCACAUCUUUGAUAUCCGCUACAAUGCACCGAGCCCGUCUGUCUCCAUCAAAGCUCAUAAGAAAAGAGUGUUCAAAGCUGAGUGGCACUCUUCUCGUCAGCUACUUGUCUCCAUCUCAUCUGAUUUAGAAAUUGGGAUUCACAAGCUAUGGUGAAAACUUAUAAACCCUACAUCAUCAAACCUCCUGAAUCUUGCAACUUGUCACAAAAACUUGGCUUUUAAAAAAAAAAAAAAAUUUUACAACAUGCCAGUCGAAAAGUAUAUAUGCGUUGCUAAAUCCAUUUCAGUUGCUAUAGUGAUUAAUUCA